Penaeus vannamei (Pacific white shrimp) is the source of this 2688-nucleotide messenger RNA. RefSeq lists its product as uncharacterized. Gene Ontology annotation, cellular component: cytoplasm. NCBI's taxonomy places the organism in Eukaryota, Metazoa, Arthropoda, Malacostraca, Decapoda, Penaeidae. Gene Ontology annotation, molecular function: glycosyltransferase activity. The record is from RefSeq and is a predicted model, not a curated record.
UAUAUAUAAUAGGUCGCGAAAUCUGUAGUUACUUUUAUAUAUGUCAGUGUUAAAAAUAUCUUAUACAAGGUAUAUUUUUACGCAUAGUGAAAUCAAAAUCUUGCGAGUAUUCCCUGAAAACUGGAAUUCCGUUUUCUAUGUUACCGGACACUGACCCGGUAGCGGUACCGUUAUUGGGGGUCAAGUUGACCUACUUUUGAUAUGCUUAUUGCAAAAUGACAAUUAAUCUAUUACAAGUUGUAUCAUCAAUGUGGAUAAAAUAAUGAUUGAAAUACAGCAUUCAACAUUAUCGUCUCCUUCCCGUUGUCCCACCGUGUCCUACCUGUUGCAGGUGUAUGAUCAUAUUUUUUUAAACAAAUGCACAAUGAUAAUUAAAUUAAACAAACAAUGAUAAUUAAAAUCUGUGAAACUGAGAUAUGAUCAUACCCUCUCACCCUACCCGAUCAGGGGUGACCCGCCGCCGCUCUCCAGUUCUGUUCCUGACUGAGUUAGCGGCAGUGCUGUGUUACCUGUCUGCUCAUGAGACACAGCAUAUCUCAGCUUCACGUUCCUAGUGUAUCAGCUCCACGUGUUUAAAGUGUACUGACAUUACAUUGAAUGCCUCUUUUUAACUGUUAAUAAGCAGUUUCUUCGUUAAAAUACAAAGGUGCAUACAUUCAUCGGAGGACCGUUAUAAUUUCAACAAUCAACACUCGUCUGGUUGAACGCAGGACAAAACACUGGCAAUGCUGUGCUGGAAUGUGAGAUGCAGUCAUGGACAAUCGUCAUGCUACAGGAUGUUGCGUACAUGUAAGGAAGUGAAUGCCACUCUUCCAUAAUCAAGUCGAGGAAAACAUUACCUUUGAUGACGCAAGGAACGUUAUCUCGGCGGGAUGGUUACACGACGAAGCAUCAGGAGGUUGCUGCCCGUGGUAUGCGCUGUGCUUCUCGUACGCAUAUACGUGAUCAGACUUCAGGAGGGCCAUGGAGAGGACGAUGACUCUGCGCUCCACAGCUGGCACGAGUCCACGUCUAAUGAAGUUAAAUCGGAAAUGGAGGUCCUUCAUGGUCCUUCGGAAACACCGCAGAGUUCCGUCGUGACAGAAACCCAGGAGGUGGAUAUUCUACUGGGGCGAGGAGGAUAUCAGAGCCAUCAGAAGGUGCUUGGCCACGGCGAAGGUCAAGGAACUGCAGUUAACAUGAGUGACAGGACUGAUCUCACCGGUUCUCACGAUCACUCUCCGCUGUGGAUGCGCAUUACAGAUGACCUGUACACCUACAGCGGUUUCUGGGAUUCCCGGCCAUCCUUACCCGAAGGCCCGGUGGCGCGCGUGCUAGGGAUCAUGAGGUACAAGAAGGAGCUCAUGCAGCCUGGUCGGGGGUUUAAGGUCAGCUCAUGGGUGAAGGACAACGUGCUGAACUGUUCUUGCCUUUUGUGGUACACAGAUACAAAUGUUCCUUCUCAAGGAACUCUCAAAGCAUUUGUCUACGAAGAAGGACUGAAGGUUUACGUUGGAACAUUCCUUUUGUGUUAUCCUCUUUCCACUGACGAGGCAAAUAAAGUUGACUCGAUGAGCUCGAAUGCUAGCUCUAAUAACUCCCAGGAAAAGAUUCCAUAUGCUGUCUCUAUCAUACCCAAAGACUGCCAGAAUUCCUCGUAUAGCCUGAUUUAUUUACGAAGGGAAGAAGAGACUGCAAAUGCGAGUGAAAACAGUAGUGCCGUGUGCGUGAGGCCAUUGUUUGGACCUUAUAAUGACCUGGUUGGCAUGGCUCAAUUCAUAUCGUACUAUUCAUCAGUUCUCAAUGUAAAUUACUUUUAUUUUUAUGACCUUGCUCUUAAUGAUGACGUGCGUGAAUAUCUGUCCAAAGUGGCUACCUUAGGAGUGAAAAUCAAUAUUCUUUACUGGAACGUUCCUACAACUGACUGGGAGAAACUGUGGGAUUUAGGAUCACUCACAGCGCUCAAUGACUGCGUGUAUAGGAGUUCCAAGAAACAUACUUAUGUCGCGGUGGUAGAUUUAGACGAGUUCAUUGUGCCCAAAAUGAAAGGUUUGACCCUCGAAGAUAUAUACAAAAAGGUUAUCUCUCACAAGGUGGGAAAUCAUGGUGAUGCCGCCCUCAUUCGAAACGUAUUCUUCUGUUACGAAUUCGAAAACACUAAAAACAAUGCUACAGAUGCGAAUGAAUUGCCAAUAUUCAGAUAUAUCCACCGCGAGGACCGCAUUUGGCCGUCGAAACUGCGCUCGAAAAUGAUCGUGGUGCCGGAAGCGGUCGUGGCUCUCGGUCACCACAUGAUCCACCACUUCGCGAAGGGGAAUCUGAAGAACCACGGAGCACCCAACACCAUCGCCGUCAUGCGACACUACCGCACUUGCAAAGAGGUGAACAUGGGGACCCACGCUACAGGGCCCAGGGUAUUGGACCAGAAAACAGUAAAAGAUGCCAGUAUGAUGAAGUUUAGAAGUUCCAUUUUGAAAUCUAGAGUUCUACAGCUGUACCUACAGUUUAUUCAAAACAAGAUGAAAUCAAAUAGAAUUCUGUGAUGUUACUAUUCAUUAUCAGUCUACACAUACACAUAGACAGAUAUAAUGUACAAUUUAUUCAUUAUGCAAAGAAAAAAUGUUAAGCAAAAAUCAAAUAAAGGUUAGGAUUAACAAAUAAUUCAGGAUAAUUUUCUUUAUAAAUAAAAUAUUCAUGUACAGAAUCAAA